Messenger RNA from Spodoptera littoralis (African cotton leafworm), 969 nucleotides. The record is from the annotation of a GenBank genome assembly. NCBI's taxonomy places the organism in Eukaryota, Metazoa, Arthropoda, Insecta, Lepidoptera, Noctuidae.
AUGCGUUGUAAAGAUCGUGUUUUAGAUAAAGUCCCUUGUAAUUUAAAUAUGGUGCCGAAAUGGGCCUUUGAUGGAAGUUCAACUGGACAGGCAAGAACUGAAGAUUCAGAUACCAUUUUAUUACCAGUCGCCUUAUAUAAAGAUCCAAUUAGAAAAAGUCCACACGUCAUUGUUUUAUGUGAAACGUACUAUGGUGAUGGCACUCCUACUCCUACAAACCACAGAGCUCACUGUGCAAAUGUAUUGAGCAAACUUUCAGAUCAGGAGCCAUGGUUUGGAAUAGAACAAGAAUAUACUAUGUUUGAUGCAGAUUUAUGGCCCUUGGGUUGGCCAAAAGUACGUGGAUUUCCCGUAAUAAAAUCUAAAUAUUCAUACUGUGGAAUGGGUGAACACAUCGCUGGAAGAGAAUUGGCUGAAUGUCACGCUAGAGCAUGCAUUUAUGCAGGAAUGGACUAUGGUGGGUCUAAUGCAGAAGUUAUGAAAGGGUCCUGGGAAUACCAAGUGGGGACAACGGUAGGGAUUAAAGCGGCAGAUGACUUAUGGCUAGGACGGUACUUGUUGGGGAGGAUAGCUGAAAACUUUGGAAUAAUAAUUAGUUACCAUCCUAAGCCUGUGGGUAAGAAUCAGCCAGGAAUUGGCUGUCAUCAUAACUUUAGCACUAAGAAAAUGCGUGAUGAAGGAGGUAUUACAGAAAUUGAAAGAGUUUGUAAAGAGUUGUGUGCUAAACAUGGUGAUUAUAUGAAACAUUAUGGUCUCGGAGACGGUCAAGAGAAUCGGAAAAGAUUAACUGGAAAAUUUGAAACUGCUUCUUUUGAUGUAUGUAAGUGGGCCAUUGCUGAUCGGACUGCUUCGAUUAGGUUGCAAAGAAGUGUGAAGACUAAAAAAAAAGGUUUUCUAGAAGAUCGCCGGCCUGCAGGAGACUGUGAUCCAUACAGAGUCUGCGCUCUUCUUGCAGAAACAUGUGUUUGA